AUGGCCCAACUAUUAACAUCUCGGCAAGCCGAGGAGCUACACCGAGCCCUCAUCGCCUACCUGUCCUCCAACAACCUCACAAGCACCGCCGCAGCGUUACGAGCCGAGAUCGGACUGGGAGAGGAUGUAUUCGAUGCCACUACGGCAAAGAAGUAUGAAGGCCUUUUGGAAAAGAAGUGGACGAGCGUGGUCCGGCUACAAAAGAAGGUGCGCCAUACAUCUCAGCUCUCCAACGCGACACCCACGUCCAGGCAGAACAAGGAUCCGGUGAAUUGGUUACCGAAGUCUCCCGCGCGACACACGCUCCAAUCACACCGCCAACCCAUUACCUGCGUUGCGUUCCAUCCCGUGUUUUCAUCGCUGGCUUCAGGUUCCGAAGACCAAACAAUCAAGAUAUGGGAUUGGGAGCUAGGGGAGUUGGAACGAACAAUCAAAGGCCACACCAAGACGGUCUUGGAUGUCGACUUUGGGGGGCCGCGCGGCAACACAUUACUUGCGUCAUGCAGUUCGGACCUUACGAUCAAGCUGUGGGAUCCGUCGGACGACUACAAGAAUAUUCGAACGCUGCCUGGUCAUGAUCACAGCGUCAGUGCGGUUCGAUUCAUUCCAUCUGGCGUCGCGGGCGGCGCUGGCAACUUGUUGGUGAGCGCGAGUCGGGAUAAGACACUCAGGAUAUGGGAUGUGAGUACGGGGUACUGCGUAAAGACGCUACGAGGGCACGCGGAGUGGGUGCGCGAUGUCUGCCCCUCUGUUGACGGCAGGUUUAUCCUCUCAACAAGCGACGACUACACGAGCCGGCUGUGGGAUGUGUCGAUAGCAAACCCGGAACCGAAAACAACGCUCAUCGGCCAUGAACACGUUGUUCUUUGCUGCGCGAUCGCACCGUCCGCCUCCUACCCUCACCUCGCGGCCAUUGCGGGGGUCAAGAAGCCACCAACCACGAGCGCCGUCGAGUUCAUGGCAACCGGCUCGAGAGACAAGACUAUCCGGCUGUGGGACGCUCGGGGCACCUGCAUCAAGAUUUUGGUUGGACACGAUAACUGGGUGCGUGGUCUCGUCUUCCAUCCAGGCGGAAAGUACCUCCUCUCGGCGUCCGACGACUACACGUUGAGGUGCUGGGACCUCACGCAAGAAGGGAGAUGCGUCAAGACGAUAUCCGAUGCACACGCCCACUUCGUGCAAUGCAUCCGGUGGGCUCCCUCGGUUGUCAAGGACGUGUCUGUGGCCAACGGCGGUGAUGGUCAAGGCGGGGAGGCGAAUGGGACACCGAGACAGGCGGCUGGGGCCGGCGCUGCUGAGGCACAAAUCCGCUGCGUUCUAGCAACCGGCAGCGUUGAUCUCAACGUGAGGAUUUUCGCCAACUAG
Messenger RNA from Chaetomium globosum CBS 148.51, 1365 nucleotides. RefSeq lists its product as uncharacterized. The record is from RefSeq and is a predicted model, not a curated record. NCBI's taxonomy places the organism in Eukaryota, Fungi, Ascomycota, Sordariomycetes, Sordariales, Chaetomiaceae. The transcript has 3 exons. Bases 1 to 1365 code for a protein of 454 amino acids. Gene Ontology annotation, molecular function: protein binding.